Molecule: messenger RNA, 951 nt
Organism: Hydatigera taeniaeformis
Lineage: Eukaryota; Metazoa; Platyhelminthes; Cestoda; Cyclophyllidea; Taeniidae
Source: the annotation of a GenBank genome assembly
AUGUUAUACUCUGGACAUGUUUGCAGGGUGUAUGUGGUGCGAAUCAAAUGCGAGAAACACGCGGACACGCAGAACAAGUUACUGAGCAUUGUUAAUGGUCUCUUCCCCAAGGGCUCUAAGUCAGUGCUGCCCAAGAAUGUCUCCAGCACAGUGUUUGUCAAGAUCAUUCACUUCAUUGCACAGGAAAAACUUGACUUCGCCAUGACAGAGAUAAUUUUUGAUUUGUUGGGUGUGAAUCGCUUGCAGAAACUGCGCAUGAAUAUUGGUCUUCGUGCCUUUCUUUUGAUCGCACAUGGCCUGCAACAAAAAGACGGCGAGCCGCCAAUGCCACAAAAUCAAUCUCUUGCUGUUUGUGGGGUGGGUGGUGUUAAUGCGUACCCAUCGGUGCAUUCUCGGGGUCCUGGCAAUGUGCGUCGAUCCUUCCAUGGAACCACACUGGACGACGCGCUGUGCGAACGUCUCGGUAUUCGACCCUACCUCGUACCGGUGCGCAAAGCUUUUGAGGCUAUUCUGCGGCUGUUGGACACCUUUCAGUUCGAUAUGAAAGAAAUGAGGCGACAGCGCCAUUUCUCUCCCUUUCGCAGUGGUGAUCGUAAGCCGAAGAUAGACCUGCUGAAGACCUGUGUAAACUGCAUUCCACGUCUACUACCGUACGAGAUGUCGCGUACCGAAUUAAUCGAACUGUUAGCAAGAGUCUCACUCAAUGUAGAUGAGGAGAUUCGUAUGAUGGCGCAGCAGACCAUGGUCAAUCUCAUCAUCGAGUCUCCAGCCUACCGACAACCGUUCAUUCAAUUUAUACAGAAGUACGUUCCGGACACUGCACCUCACCAAUUGGACAGUUGUCUCAAGACCCUCCACACACUUCUGGUCAAUUGGAAGAUCGCCCUCCAAAGAGUAUGUGUAUCAAAUUCCUUUUCCACAUCGACUUCCACUAUAAAAAUUAUUUGGUAA